AUCAGAAAGGUGUGUCAAUGAACACUUUUCAUUGUCCAUACGAGAUAACAAAUGAUAUAAAAGAGCCAUGAUGUCUGAGGUGCUGAGUACAGAGGAACGAUUUCUCAUUGCUGAAUUACUGCAUCUUAUCGGGAAUUAUUUGUCUUUCAGAAUCAUCAUGGUGAAGUACACAGUGAAAGUGUUUACUGGAGAAAUGCUGCAUGCCGGCACAUUGAACAGUGUUUACGUCAAACUGGUCGGCACAAAGGGAGAAAGUAAACGUGUGCUCAUCCCUAAAACCGCCUACCAAGGAUCGAUGAUUGAGCACAAUGUGUCCUGUCCCUCCUCCCUGGGCCCUCUGGAGUUUGUAGUGCUGGACACAGAGUCGUAUGCCCUGCUCGCCUACAUCAACGAUAACUGGUUCUGCUCUAAAGUAGUGGUGACCACACCAGAGGGACACACAGCCAGCUUCCCCUGUUACCGCUGGAUCUCAGGCUAUGAGCGUCUGGUGUUCAGAGAGGCCACUGGUAAGCUGAUAUUCAAUGAGACCUGCCCAGAGGCCAUAGAGGAGAGAAAGAAGGAGCUGCAGAGUCGCCAUGAGGUGUACCGCUGGAGUAUAUAUGCCGAGGGUCUACCCCAAAUAAUGAAAGCUGACAGCGCUUCUGAUCUCCCUGCUGAGGUCCGCUUCUCUUUCACCAAGGACUUGGAGUUCAAGUUCACAUUAGCCGAAGCAUUGUUGGGGUUGAAUCUAUUAACACUGUCCACAAACAAGGAACAAUGGAAGAGCCUAGAUGAACUCAGUCAUGUCUUCAAUCGCCACAAGACUGAUGUUUAUGACUAUGUCGAAAAGAACUGGAAGGAGGAUGAGUUUUUUGGGUACCAGCUUCUGAACGGCCUCAACCCCAUGAUGAUCCAUCGCUGCUCCAAGCUUCCAGAGAACUUCCCCGUCACAGAAGACAUGGUGAAGGCUUCCCUUUUCGGAAAAAGCCUUGUUGCGGAAAUUCGGAAAGGCAACAUCUUCCUGGUUGACUACAAGCGUCUACAUGGAGUGACAGCAAACGUGAUCAACGGGAAACAGCACUUCUUGGCUGCUCCUCUCUGCUUGCUCUAUGUGACCCCAGAAGAUAAGCUCAUUCCCAUCGCAAUCCAGCUGAAGCAGGAUCCUGGAGAAGACAACCCCAUCUUCCUUCCUACUGACUCUGAGUAUGACUGGCUCCUGGCCAAGAUCUUUGUGAGGAACGCUGACUUCGCUGAACAUGAGCUGAACUUUCACCUGCUGAGGACUCACCUGCUGGCUGAGGUGUUUGCCUUGUCGACACUGCGUAACCUACCAAUGGUGCAUCCCAUCUACAAGCUCCUGAUCUCUCACUCCCGCUACACUCUGCAAAUCAACACUCUAGCUAGACAGUCCCUCAUAUCCGAUAAUGGGAUAAUCACAGAGAAUGCCAGUAUAGGAGGUACAGGGAUGAUGGAGUUCCUGAAGAAUGCGAUGGCCUCAUUGACCUACAGCUCCCUCUGUAUGCCGGAGGACAUCACAGCACGUGGUCUGGAGUCAAUCCCCAACUUCUUCUACAGGGAUGAUGGACUCAGGCUAUGGGACAUCGUCCACAGGUUUGUUCAGAAAAUGAUUGGUCACUACUACACCUGUGACUCAGACGUCCAGAAGGACUCUGAACUGCAGAACUGGAUCAAGGAGAUCUUCUUCCAUGGGUUCCUGGCAGAAACCAGCACAGGUUACACUUUUCUCAUUUAAAGACACAAUCUGCAUCACAAAUGGCAACAGCUCUCUGGUCAAAAGUAGUACACUAUAUAGGGAAAAGGGUGCAAUUUGACAGACUACACUUAAAUUAUUUCUGAUAAUAAACGUGUCCAUUCCCUUAUGCUUCUCAUUCCCAAACUAUAUUCUGGAUCAUUUGUUCAUUCGGUGU
Molecule: messenger RNA, 1907 nt
Organism: Oncorhynchus tshawytscha (Chinook salmon)
Lineage: Eukaryota; Metazoa; Chordata; Actinopteri; Salmoniformes; Salmonidae
Product: hydroperoxide isomerase ALOXE3-like
Exons: 12
Coding region: 68-1732 (554 amino acids)
Biological process (GO): linoleic acid metabolic process; lipid oxidation
Molecular function (GO): oxidoreductase activity, acting on single donors with incorporation of molecular oxygen, incorporation of two atoms of oxygen; protein binding; iron ion binding
Source: RefSeq, a predicted model, not a curated record